AUGGUUUACUACUUCACAAGCAACGUGACGUCGCCAUCGGCGUACAUCUACAUGGGCAAGGACAAGGUCGAAAACGAGGACCUGAUCGCGUACGGAUUUGAAGAGGAUGUCUGGUUUCACGUCGACAAUCUCUCAAGUGCUCACGUCUACGUGCGUCUUCCUGAUGGAGAGUCAUGGGAGGAUAUACCAAAGCCGCUCUUGGAAGACUGCGCUCAACUGACCAAGGCCAACUCGAUUGAGGGCAACAAGAAGGACAACGUCACCAUCAUCUAUACACCAUGGUCGAACCUGAAGAAGGAUGGAAGCAUGGCUACCGGCCAGGUCGGCUUCAAGGACCAGAAGAAAGUCAAGCGCGUUUACGUCGCCAAGAGAGAGAACCCUAUAGUCAAUCGUCUGAACAAGACAAAGGUUGAGAAGUUCCCCGACUUCAGACAAGAGAAGGAAGACAGAGCGAAAGAGCUUAGAAAGAAGGAUCGUACUGUCAUUGCUGCAAAAGCAAAGGAAGAGGCUCGCAUUGCAAGAGAGAGAAAAGAGCUGGCAUACCAACGAGACCACGCAUAUGACGACUGGAACGCAGAAGAACAGGUCAUGGCAUCCAGCAACCAGAAUCGCGACUCUGACUGGGAGGACGAUUUCAUGUAG
Aureobasidium subglaciale EXF-2481 is the source of this 642-nucleotide messenger RNA. RefSeq lists its product as uncharacterized. The record is from RefSeq and is a predicted model, not a curated record. NCBI's taxonomy places the organism in Eukaryota, Fungi, Ascomycota, Dothideomycetes, Dothideales, Saccotheciaceae. The transcript has 5 exons. The coding region runs from base 1 to 642 and encodes 213 amino acids.